Molecule: messenger RNA, 1263 nt
Organism: Scophthalmus maximus (turbot)
Lineage: Eukaryota; Metazoa; Chordata; Actinopteri; Pleuronectiformes; Scophthalmidae
Gene: haus1
Product: HAUS augmin-like complex, subunit 1
Exons: 9
Coding region: 354-1175 (273 amino acids)
Biological process (GO): centrosome cycle; spindle assembly
Cellular component (GO): HAUS complex; cytosol
Source: RefSeq, a predicted model, not a curated record
ACCUGAUCUUGAUCUUUGAAACUUGAACCGGAUGUACUUUUAUCAUUAAAGCGAAAUAAUUUUUCCUUUUAUUCACUUAAUUCGUCCCCUGUUUUUCUUUGUGUUGACUUGUAUCAUCACCAAUAUCUGUCUACAUUCAUUUUAUCGCUAAAUAAAAAACUGCCAUCGUUAGCAAACGUAGCUAAGACACUUUUUCAUUGGUUGGCAAUGCGGAAGUUAUUCGAAUAAUUUCAGGGGGCGCGAAACCAAAGAGCAGAUCAUUGUUGUUGUCGUUUUUCUCCCGAGCUUACAUGUCCGCUUAAACUUUUAAUAACCCCGUUAUUUUUGGGGGCUUUUGUAAGUUUUUAUUCGCCAUGUGUGAGAAGAUAAAUCAGGUGAACAGCUGGCUCGGCUCGGUGUUCGGGGAUCAGCCGGUGCCGCAGUUCGAGGUCAACACCCGGACGGUGGACGUCCUGUACCAGCUGGCCCGGUCCAGCGAGGCCCGGUGCAGCGACACGGCCCUGCUCACGGAGGACGUCAGACAGAAAGCGUCCGAGUAUCAGGCCGACGGUGCACAUCUCCAGGACGUUCUCCUGCAGGGUGUCGGCCUGUCCUGUGCGAGCCUGUCGAAGCCCGCCGCCGACUACCUGACGGCUUUGGUGGACAACGCCAUGGUGCUCGGAGUGAGAGACACGUCACUGGGCAGCUUCAUGCCAGCAAUGAACAACCUCACCAACGAGCUUCUGGAGGCAGAGAAGUCGAACAGACGACUGGAGAGGGAACUCAAGGCCCUCAGGAAGAGACUCGGAGCGACGCUGGUGCUGCGGAGCACUUUGCAAGAGGAUAUCAACAGAACGGUGAAAGCUCAGGCGGCGGAGGGCGCUAAAGCGGAGGAGCGACUGCUCAACAUGGAUUUUGUGACGGCAAAGGCUAAAGAGCUCAGCAACAGACGGGAGAGGGCAGAGGCUCAGCUUGUCUCCAGGAACAUGGACAAGUCCGUCACCCACCAGGCCGUCGUGCAACUCUCUGAGGAAGUCACCACACUGAGACAAGAAAUAAUCCCCUUGAAAAAGAAACUGGAGCCGUACAUGGACCUGAGCCCGAGUCCGUCUCUGGCUCAAGUGAAAAUAGAAGAAGCAAAGAGAGAACUGGCUGCACUCGAUUCCCAAUUUGAGAUGAAGGUGGAUUUCAAGUGAAGAUGGUUUGUGAUGUUGAAAUCUGUUCUUUUUCGAUCCGUGCCUUUUCUGUGUUUUGAAAAAUAAUAAAAUGUAAUCGCUGCCGUUA